GCUGCACAGCCGACGCGUUUGGCAUUACGGCGCAACGUUACGACGCGCCAGCAUCAACAACAGUAGACCGACAUCGUGCAAGGCGUUUCCCUCAUUUUCAUUGAAUUCCUUGCGCUGCGAGACAAGGAAACAAGCAGGUGCAGCGCGCAGUUUCUGAUCGAUAACUCCGCGACGAUGUCGUAUCGGCGGGCCGCACUGCUCAUAACAGCUGCAAACAUCCAUGGCUUCCACCAUACGCCAUCGCUGCGACGGCCAAAGCUCAGGGCCGCCAGCAUCGGUGAAUGCGACGUGAGUCUGCCGGACGAGACGCGCGAUCUCGUAAACGCAGGUGCUGCACCUGUGGACGCGGCAUACGCGUAUGAACUACGAUUUGACGGCGGGUGUCGAGGCAACCCGGGACCCGCGGGCCUCGGCGCCGUGCUCUACAAGGACGGCGCCACCGUGUGGGCGGGAUGGUGCGACGUGCCGGACCCGGCCACGACGAAUAACGUCGCGGAAUACAGCGCGUUCCUGUUCGGCUGCGAGGCGCUGCGGCGGUUCAAGGUCGACCGCGUCUCUAUUUUGGGUGACUCGAAGCUGGUGAUAAGUCAGGUGAAGGGCGACUGGCAGUGCCGCGAGAAGCACCUGAUCGCGCUGCGGGACCGCGUGCGGGCCGCACUCACAAAUAUCGACUGGACCGCGCGCAACGUGCCGCGUGCCCAAAACGCUGUGGCGGACGCACUCGCGAACCACGCCAUGGACUCGCACACGAGCGGCAGCUGCGCGCCAUCAUCGCCAUCGGCGCCGCCGCCCGCGGCGGCCGGCGACCGCGCCGCUGAAAAAGCGGCCGCGCUCGCGGUCGUGGCGAGCCUGCGCGCGCUCGCCGACGCGGAGGAAAAACGCAUCGAGGAGGAGUACACAUAACACAAGUCUUAU
Messenger RNA from Pelagomonas calceolata, 915 nucleotides. The record is from the annotation of a GenBank genome assembly. NCBI's taxonomy places the organism in Eukaryota, Pelagophyceae, Pelagomonadales, Pelagomonadaceae.